Caenorhabditis briggsae is the source of this 1722-nucleotide messenger RNA. Gene Ontology annotation, biological process: phospholipid catabolic process. The transcript has 11 exons. Gene Ontology annotation, cellular component: extracellular region. Bases 1 to 1722 code for a protein of 573 amino acids. Gene Ontology annotation, molecular function: glycerophospholipase activity. The record is from RefSeq and is a predicted model, not a curated record. NCBI's taxonomy places the organism in Eukaryota, Metazoa, Nematoda, Chromadorea, Rhabditida, Rhabditidae.
AUGCUGAAAUUUUGGCUUCUGGUGGCCAGUUUUUUGGCGAUUGGAGCGGAAACGAGGAGUAUUGAGAGAGCGUAUACCGUAUGCCAGCAAACCGAUGGAAAACUGUAUUCUUACAAGGAAGGAAGGGUUUCCGAUGGGGAUUUGUGUGGAAAACGUCUCGCGACGGCUUAUUUCCAUGAUGAAGUCAACCAAACGGGAUGGGCAUUCCUUGAAGUCGACGUCAUCAGCCCGAAAACUCCGCAUUAUUUGCAAGGAUACGCCGCUGGAUUCGCUGAAGGUCGUGUGACUCGUGAUAUGAUCGACUUGCACAUCAUUAACACCGUCAAUGGGUACUGCGACGGCGCGAAACACUUUUGUGAUGAGCUCGGCGAGUUUAUGGUCGACAAUUUGAAGUGGAUGGAGAUGGAAAUCAAGCAAAAUCCAGAAGACGAAUACUGGCAACAGGUUAAUCUAACCCUCAAUCAACUUUUUGGCCUGAUUCACGGCUAUGAAAAUCAGCUAGGAGCCCCGAUUAACUUCAAAGAAAUCGCUGUGCAUCCGAUUUUCAUGAUUCAAAUUGCUGGAGACCUUGAGGACCUCGCCUUGAAGUUUAAAAAACCGGAAAACCCCAAGAAAGUGUUUUCGGGACCGGGACAUUGCUCAGCACUGGUCAAGCUCCUUCCCAACAACGAAGACAUCCUCUUCUCACACGUCACCUGGUCUUCCUAUGGUACCAUGUUGAGAAUCAACAAGAAAUACAGCUUCAAAACCGGAGAUCCAGGACAGGUCUACUCGUUUUCCAGUUAUCCAGCUUCUAUCACUUCCACUGACGACUUCAUUCUGACAUCUGCAAAAUUGGCAAUUCUGGAAACCACCAUUGGAAACUACAAUGAGAAAUCGCUCGACCUGAUCACCCCAAAUACCGUACUCACUUGGAUUCGCGCUGAGAUUGCUCAUCGUACAUCAUCAUCUGGAUUGCAAUGGGCUGAAGCAUUCGGAAGACAUAAUAGUGGAACUUAUAAUAAUGAAUGGGUUGUGGUGGAUUAUAAGCAAUUCCAUAGAGGAAAACCAGUUCAACCGGAGACUGGAAUUAUUCAUGUUGUCGAGCAGAUGCCAGGACACAUUGUGCACUCGGACAAAACCGCCCAUCUAUUCCGCACAACUUAUUGGCCAGGAUAUAAUCAACCAUACUACAAACAAAUUAUCAGAUUAUCAGAUACUGAUAAGAUGGUAGAGAAGUAUGGCGACUGGUACAGUUAUGAUAAGACCCCAAGAGCCCUAAUCUUUGCAAGAGAUCACAAAAAUGUGCAUGAUAUGGAAUCAAUGAUAGCGCUAAUGAGAUCCAAUAACUAUACGAAGGAUCCACUAUCCAAAUGUGACUGUAAUCCACCGUAUUCUGCUGAAAAUGCUAUUGCCUGCAGAUCAGACUUGAAUCCCGUGAAUGGAACGUAUCCAUUUAAGUCCCUUGGCUUCCGUGACCAUGGAGCUAUCGAUGUGAAGGUCACCAACUCCAAACUCAUCCAAGACCUUCAAUUCACAGCUGUCUCUGGUCCACCGGGUGGUGUCACCAAGGAUGUUCCGAUUUUCGACUGGAGAACUAGCUCGUUGACAGACAAGGUUCCACAUUUUGGACAGCCUGAUAAGUGGAACUUCGCACCAGUGACCUACAAAUGGAGAAGAAGCUUCUUGGAAGAUCUUCGUGACAAGAUUUACAAGGAUUUGAAGACUUCGGAAGAUUUUUAG